AUGGUGGUCAUUUUUGUUAGCUCCAACCACACUUCUCGCAUCAUUCUGUUUUUGUCAAUUACCUUCGAUCGUCAACUUGUGUUAGGUCUUCAAUCCGUUUUCUCAAUGGCUGCUGCUCACUGCGAACGCACAGGCAUUCCACCACUAGGCUCGCUAGCUCGCGCCGCCAGCCUACCGCUUCACCGGCAAAGCUCCCUUGAUGCAUUCAGGCGGCGCGUGAGUCCGCUUAAGAUCGAGUCCCCUGCAACGGCAGACGAACCCGAGACAAGAGCCCCUCUGAAUCCGUGGGACAUUAAUUACGACGAGAUAUUUCCGCAAUGUGCGCGGCUAGCUGAGCAAUUCCGCAACGUGUCGGUUCACCAGCACCGCACCAAUGAGCGCCACGCACGGUCUCAGAGUGAAUUGCCGAUCGCCGUUCCGCCGCCGCAUCAUCAGAGCCGUUUCGAAGAAACUGCCGUCCGUCUCACAUCCUCGCCGCCGUCGCAUGCGGAGAGCACUUCGUCGCGAGCCCGCAACUUCCGCGAAUUGCGCUCCCGUGUUCUCGGCUGCUCACUCGGCUCGCCAUGCACCGUGUCGCUCGCGAACUCGCGACAACGAGAAGAAGGUUCCCGCUCGCAAGAUGGAGGGCGCUUCGAGGCACAUCCGGAAGAGGCGGGCUUGCGUGAUUGGUGCUGGGCCAGACAGGGGAAGAGUAACAGCCUCGGCGGAGAAAUUUCUGUAACCGAACCCUGUUACGAUGUCAGCGAUGUGUACGAUAACGGAGCAGAUUGUAUCUGCGCGCCUAAGCAGCUUGAUUUCUCCUGCCCGCGUUACCUGAGCAAGCAGGCGUCUGAACCGCGAAUGUCCGGGCCAACAUUCAAUCAUUAUGAUCGGUCCUCUGGUUUUGGCGAAGUGCGCGAACGUCGGGCUAAAAGCUUCGCUCUCGACCGGUUACCCGUGGCGAGCAUUUGCGACGCGUAUCUCGGGCUUGACGAUCUGGACGACGCUGCUUUCUCGGACGACGACGCCUGUUUGUUCACCGACGAGAUGCUGCUUGCGAGCGAAAUUGGCACGUUUCGCGAAGAGGUUACGAACCAGGGCGAAAUCACGGAAGUGAAUGCGGAGGUGUUGCCAGGGAACUGA
Messenger RNA from Closterium sp. Yama58-4, 1122 nucleotides. The record is from the annotation of a GenBank genome assembly. NCBI's taxonomy places the organism in Eukaryota, Viridiplantae, Streptophyta, Zygnematophyceae, Desmidiales, Closteriaceae.